UCUUAGUUAGUUAAGGUGGUUAAGAUACGAAUAAGACGCGUAUUAGCCGCCGCCACGCUUUGCAUCAUUAUAUAAACUCAAGCUCCCCUCUUUUUUUAAUUAUGCUUAAUCUCAACCUUCUUUCUUCUUCUUCUUCUUCUUUGAAACCCUAAUAUCCCGCGCGCGAAUAAUCUUAAUGGCGAGUUUGUAUGUCUGCCGUGUGUGUGCCGGUCAUAUUGGUCAUCCAGGUGACUUCGAAUAUUGCUAUACGCUCAAAGGGAUCACCGGCGGCGUCUUCCAGAAUCUAACCAACUUUCAUCUGGAUGACGAUCCUCGUAUGGAUUAUCAGACAAUUGGAGAUCACAAAGUUACAAAUGUUCACUGCAAUACCUGCAACUCUCUUUUGGGCUUCAAAUUCAUUGAAGUCCCGAUCUAUGAGGGUGGACCGUGUAAAGAGGAUUUCCUUAUUCCUUUGAAUACUCUGUUCAUGUAUGACGGCCACCAUUUCCUUGAUGCUCAAACUGAAGACCUAAUAAUAGGAUAGCUGCAGAUACAACUGAUUUCCGACCCAUCAGCUUCGCCAAAUUACUAGUUAACCAAUUAUGAUUCGUUUCAUCAUUAGUUAAAAUAUAUAAAUAAUCUCUCUGUAAAUAAAUAAAUACAACAGCUUCCAUUUCCAUUAAUUAUUUGAUCCCAUCAUCAAUCAUCAU
This is a messenger RNA of Impatiens glandulifera, 689 nucleotides long. RefSeq lists its product as uncharacterized. The record is from RefSeq and is a predicted model, not a curated record. NCBI's taxonomy places the organism in Eukaryota, Viridiplantae, Streptophyta, Magnoliopsida, Ericales, Balsaminaceae. Bases 176 to 523 code for a protein of 115 amino acids. The transcript has 5 exons.